Aquila chrysaetos chrysaetos is the source of this 2073-nucleotide messenger RNA. RefSeq names its product choline kinase beta (gene CHKB). The record is from RefSeq and is a predicted model, not a curated record. Lineage: Eukaryota; Metazoa; Chordata; Aves; Accipitriformes; Accipitridae. The transcript has 11 exons. Gene Ontology annotation, biological process: phosphatidylethanolamine biosynthetic process; CDP-choline pathway. Gene Ontology annotation, cellular component: cytoplasm. Bases 43 to 1146 code for a protein of 367 amino acids. Gene Ontology annotation, molecular function: ethanolamine kinase activity; choline kinase activity.
AGCCGCCCGUCGCGGCCCAGCGGGACGGGGCGGGGCGCGGCCAUGGCGGCGGCGGGGCAGGGGAGCGGGCCCGGGGCCGUGCCCGCCGCCACCCGCCUGCAGGCUUAUGCUUGGUGCCGGGAGUUCCUCGCCGGUUCUUGGAAGCUCAUCGGGCCCGAGGAAUUCGGCAUCGGGCCCGUCAGCGGGGGGCUCAGCAACCUGCUGUUCAAGUGCGCGCUGCCGGAGCACAUCCUCAGUGUGGGGGACGAGCCCCGGCAGGUGCUGCUGCGCGUCUAUGGGGCCAUCCUGCAGGGUGUGGACUCGCUGGUGCUGGAGAGCGUGAUGUUCGCCAUCCUGGCCGAGCGGGCGCUGGGGCCACGGCUCUACGGGGUCUUUCCCCAGGGGCGGCUGGAGCAGUACAUUCCGAGCCGGCGCCUACGGACCGAGGACCUGCAGGACCCCGACAUCUCCAAGGAGAUCGCGGUGAAGAUGUCCCGGUUCCAUGGCAUGGUGAUGCCCUUCAACAAGGAGCCCAAGUGGCUGUUUGGGACCAUGGAGUGGUAUCUGAAGCAGAUUUCGGAGCUCACCUUCCCCAAGGAAGAGCAGCUGAAGAAGUUCAACCACCUCAAGACCUAUAACCUGCAGGAAGAGAUGAAGAGCCUCAGGGAGCUGCUGGAGUCCACCCCCUCGCCGGUGGUCUUCUGCCACAACGACGUCCAGGAGGGGAACAUCCUGCUGCUGGCUGGACACGAGGCUUCCUCCUCCGACAAGCUCAUGCUCAUUGACUUCGAGUACAGCAGCUACAACUACCGGGGCUUCGACAUCGGCAACCACUUCUGCGAAUGGGUUUACAACUACACCCACGAUUCCUGGCCCUUCUUCAAGGCUUCCCCGGAGAACUACCCCAGCCGGCAGCAGCAGCUGCAUUUCAUCCGGCAUUACCUCUCAGAGGACUCGGGGCGACGCGGGGACACCACACACGAGGAGCAGGCCCGCAUCGAGGAGGAGAUGCUCACGGAGAUCAAUCGGUUCACUUUGGCCUCCCACUUCUUCUGGGGCCUGUGGUCCAUUGUGCAGGCGAAGAUCUCCACCAUCGAGUUCGGGUACCUGGACUAUGCACAGAGCCGCUUCGAGGCCUACUUCCAGCACAAGGCGCAGUGCUCCUGAGAGCGGCCGCCCCAGCCCUGCCUGCGCCCACCUCGACUCCACAGCCUCCCCCUGCCCACCCCGGCAGCGCCCGUGCCACGGGGCAGGCCAGGGACGAGGUGUCCCCUCCCCGGUGGGCCACCCCCCAUGCUGUGAGGGGGGCUGCCCCCUGGCCUGGGUUGCCUGGAUGGGUGCUGUAACGGUUUGGGGGGCUGGUGCCCACCCUGCUCCUCAGGGCUAUGCAGGAGAGCAGGGAGAGAGGUGGGUCUGCCCAGGCGCGUGCCCCCUGGAAAAGGGGACGUCCUGCUUGGAGAGGUGGCAUGUCGGCCGUGGGGCUGUGUCUUUGCUACUGUUCCUGUAGAUAUGGCCGCUGGGGGGGGGGGGGGGGGCAGUUGCCCUGUCCCCGCCUGCCCCUGCGGUGCUGUCUGUGGCUGCCCCCUCGCUGCCUCUGGCACAGCCCCUCUGUGGUGGCACGUCCCUUGCCUCUGCGCUGCUGGCACUGAGCGGGGCUUGAGCUGCGGGUCCCAGCUGGUGGGAUCCCCCUGCCCCAGCCGGCAGCGGGGUGGGGGCUGGUGCAGCCCAGACCAGGGUGGGGGACGGUGGGUGCCUCGGCUGUCCUGACUGCCCCUUGCACGGUCCUGCCUGGAGCUGUGGUCCUGCCUGCUGAGAGGGGUCCAGGCAGGGAUGCUGAGGGGUCCCAGGGUGCUGCUGGGGGCAGAGGGGUGUGGGGGACCUACCCUUGUAUCUCAUUCCCCCCCCAGACACCUCCCCAGACCUCUGGGGCCAGGGCAGCACCUGUGAGCUGCUCCGCCAGCCCCUGUGCCCCGGCCUGGCUUCCCUGCGGCUCUUGGCUGCUCGGCCGGGGCUGGGGGCUGCUCCUUCCCUCCCCUCCCGACAGCAGAAUGUAAACUCUCCUCAGACCAAUAAACGCUGCGGUGGUGCACGGUG